ACCCGGCAACGGCCGACGAUCUCCGAAACAUGUUUACUUUGUUAACACGUCAAAAAAACUUGAGUACAAACACAGAAUCUACUUUCGGAAAAUCGAUCGACGGAUCAAAACGAAUUGUUGCUUUUUCAGCAGGUUACGAAGGGGGAAAAUAGUGUCAUUAAACUGUAAUCAUCUGCACCAGGAUGUCAUCCGCGACGGUGCCUCUGCUGGAUGACACGGUUCCUUUCGGCGAUGAAGAUGAAAAUGCAGCCGGAACGGCUAAGAGAUUAUCCCAUCCGUACGUCACAUUUUUCCACGUAUUUUUUCGUGGAGCAGCACUGGUAACGUACCUGUUUUGGGGUUUGUUCAAUGAUUCCUUCAUAAAAUGUUUCCUGCUGGUCGUAUUCUGGCUGUCGGCGGAUUUCUACUUGGUGAAAAAUCUCAGUGGCAGACUGCUGGUGGGAAUGCGUUGGUGGAAUUACGUCGAUGAUGACGGUCGCUCGCAUUGGGUGUUCGAGUCGAAGAAGGGCGAAAACUACGAGGCACGAAUCAAUCCCCAUGAGGAGAGAAUAUUUUGGACGGCACUGGUUGUGUGUCCUUUACUGUGGGCUCUAUUUUUUGUAGUUGCUCUGUUCGGUUUUAAAUUCAAAUGGAUGCUGCUUGUGAUGAUUGCUCUCUCGCUAAGUGGAGCAAAUCUGUACGGUUAUAUCAAAUGUAACUUUGGAGCCAGUGCCAACCUAAGCACAACUACAACCGAUUUCGUCAAAAGUCAGGUAUUGAAAAAUGCCGUCAGUUUAAUUAGCCAACCGAGUACCAGCAGCAACAAUGCGACACCGAAAACCACUACUGUAGCAUAAAUAGCAAACUAUUCAAACUAUUAGUCUUAAAUAAAACAGUGUUU
Wyeomyia smithii (pitcher-plant mosquito) is the source of this 880-nucleotide messenger RNA. RefSeq lists its product as uncharacterized. The transcript is spliced from 4 exons. The record is from RefSeq and is a predicted model, not a curated record. NCBI's taxonomy places the organism in Eukaryota, Metazoa, Arthropoda, Insecta, Diptera, Culicidae. Gene Ontology annotation, cellular component: Golgi membrane. Gene Ontology annotation, biological process: protein secretion; vesicle-mediated transport. Bases 183 to 836 code for a protein of 217 amino acids.